CCCUGGUGUGAAAAGUGCAGACGGUGAAUAGAUGCACACAUUCGCACACAUGCUUUCCUCUGCAAAUGCGGAGAGUCUGAUGUCAUGACUGAGGACUCAUCCAUCCUCAGAUGAGAGUCAUGCACUGCCUGAGUCCUGCUGGAAUGAAUUGCUUAAAGGGAGGGUUCAAGAGUCCCACCUGUGGAUUUGUGUCAUCAAAAUGUUCAAUUUGACCAAACCUUUGAUUUUACUUUUAUGUCUACUCAUUACCGGAGAAUGUCGUAAGAGUGGUCAUCGGGAGCGGAGCUGGACCGGUACUGUGGAGACCCAAAAGCAUGGCACCUCCUUGGCAAAGAAGCCUCCAGAUGUGACAAAGUCUCGCAAAAUGAAGACAGAGCAUCUCAUCAAAGUAGAUAAUCACGACUUCACCAUGAGGCCAGCAUUCGGAGGUCCUGCUAUCCCUGUGGGAGUAGAUGUUCAGGUGGAGAGCUUGGACAGUAUCUCGGAAGUUGAUAUGGACUUUACCAUGACACUGUACCUGAGACAUUAUUGGAAAGAUGAACGUCUGUCAUUCACCAGCAGUACCAACAAGAGCAUGACAUUUGAUGGCCGUUUGGUAAAAAAGAUCUGGGUCCCUGAUGUCUUCUUCGUCCACUCCAAGAGAUCUUUCAUCCACGACACAACCACAGACAACAUCAUGCUGCGUGUCUUUCCUGAUGGUCACGUGCUUUACAGUCUCAGAGUCACAGUGACUGCAGCUUGUAACAUGGACUUCAGCCGAUUUCCCCUGGAUUCUCAGACUUGUACCCUGGAAUUGGAAAGCUAUGCAUACACAGAUGAAGACUUGAUGCUUUACUGGAAAAGCGGUGAUGAGUCCCUAAGUACUGAUGAUCGUAUUUCGUUAUCACAGUUCCUUAUCCAGAAGUUCCACACUACAUCUCGUUUGGCCUUCUACAGCAGCACAGGCUGGUACAAUCGCCUGUACAUCAACUUCACGCUGAGACGCCACAUCUUCUUCUUUCUGCUGCAGACAUAUUUUCCUGCCACACUAAUGGUCAUGCUAUCAUGGGUGUCAUUUUGGAUUGACCGGCGGGCUGUGCCAGCCAGAGUUUCCUUGGGUAUCACCACUGUGCUAACUAUGUCCACCAUCAUCACUGGUGUGAAUGCAUCUAUGCCUCGGGUAUCGUACAUCAAGGCAGUGGACAUUUACCUCUGGGUCAGCUUUGUUUUUGUCUUCUUAUCUGUGUUGGAGUAUGCUGCGGUCAACUACCUGUCCACUGUCCAGGACCGUCGGGAACGUAAAAUGAGAGAACGGGCACGAUCCCAGUCACUGCCCUGCACAUGUGGCAUUUCCCAAACAAGAACCAUGGCAAUGUUAGAUGGGACCUACAGCGAGGCCGACACCAACAGUCUUGCCGGCUACACUGAAGAGCCCAUGGUGCCCGAGGAGGAGCAGGAAGAAAUCCAUGACGUUUCAGAAAAACCAGAACAUAUGGUGGUUCAUCUGUCAGUGAGCAGUGAGUCGACCACGACCAAGAAGAAGAAGAGCCUACGUACCCUGAACAUCAUCCAAAACACGCAUGCCAUUGACAAAUACUCCCGUAUGAUUUUCCCUGGGUCGUACAUUUUCUUCAACCUUAUCUAUUGGUCUGUCUACUGCUGAACACACACCUGAUUUAGGUCUACAGUCAUAGAAAUUGUUACACAGACAGAUUACAUGCUGCAUUAAAUAUUAAAUUUCCCAACUAAUUAGAAAUGACUCUUGGAUCAUAUGUCUGGUGCUUGAGGUCGUGGACAGUUUCUGAACAAAACACAAAACAUUUGUGCUAAAAGUUACAGAACGAUGUACAUUAAAUUGGUGCUAUAUAAUAACUCUUAUUAUUUUGUCUUAUUAAUCUGGUGGGUAUAAUGUAGUCUGAAGUGUUGAGAUUCUUUUCUGGAUUGUUUUUUUUUUUUAAAGGAAUUUGCAACUCUUAUUUCACAUAUAGUACUUGCAACAGGUUGUGAGAUGUCAUAAGUAUUGUGAUAUGGUUAUUAUAUCCUUAUUGUUCUCGUGUGCUGAAACAAAGAGGUAUUUUGCUUAUCUCUAAGUAAGGAUUGUGCCAGAAUUGGGAACAUUUACAGGGUUCUAACAAAGUAGAUGCAAUUAUUUCAUAGGCAUAUGAGGGUUGAAAUGAAUGGGAGGUCUGAAAGUUGGGUGUUAUUACAAUCUGUCUGUUCCAAUUCUAGCCAAACCUGAGGUUUUUCGUUAGGGUUUACCCAUUUGAUGAGGUUUUGUAAACUGCCAAACCAGAUAACAAUACCUAGUUAGGUAAGUAAGUUCGGUGCAUCCAGUCCCCCUUAAAAUUUGUUUUUAAAGAGUGAUUCUGUUUUUGUUGUUGCUGUUAGAUAAAAAAGUAUUUUGGCGCAGUCCCAUGUUUGGGACUACUUAAACGUGAAUUGGAAUGGGAUCAUUGAAACUAAAUCGUUGAACUUUUAAUUUGUACUGUAUUUUACCUAUGACAUGGUAACAAAUAUCUCUGACAAAAUCAUGAAGCUCGCUCAACAGUGAAAUCUAUUAUACACACAGGAAUUCUGGAUGUUCUGAAGCAGCAUUAAGAGGUACUGAAACAGGAUUUUAUUGAUUUCCUGAGCAAAGUGUGAUGUCUGAAUGCUGUGUUUUUGAGUGGACUUCUGCCAGCAGUACGACAAGGAUAGGAACACUCCAGCAGAUUAUUGAUGUUAAAGAGAUGGCUAAAUGAUGUGUGUACUGCUCAAUCAAUGAACUCAAUUUUUGGGGAACGCAAGCACCUUUACAAGGCAGAUGAUAUCUGUCUAAAUAAACAAGGGGUGAAAUUACUGACUUCCAAUAUUUUUUACUGUGUGCGUCACCCAACGACACCAACCAAAACCAAGAGACAAAAUAAUGCGGAACAACAGACAAGACAGCACUCCGAUGGACAGCAGAUGCAGAAGCAAGCUUCAACUUCACCCAAACAAAUGGAGUCUUCCCCAUCACUGCCAACCCCGGGAGGUACAACAAGAGGAGUCAACCUCAAAGCCCAAAACAAGACUCCGUAUUUUACCAAUUUUCACCACCCCAUUCCUUUUCCAGCUCACCCAGUCCGAAUGAUUCUCCUGAAUUUCACUGAGAACCUUGUCAAUAUUGGAAUUCAACUCACACCCCGUCCAUCUCCUAUAGUCUCAACCCUUAACCUUCUUCAUCGUUCAGCACCUCCUAUUCCACUACGCACAAAACAACCAUCCAUCCAAGGUCGUCAAGCCAGCUCUCUGUUCAUGAAAAAUCCUAACUGUGAGUCCUGGGUCCAGGCUGCAAUGCUGAUAUCAACAAUGAUUUUCCCCAGAAUAAGUCAGGGCCCGAUGGAGUUCAGGAGGAAUUUUCUAUGAGAAACAAAGAAAGUAGAGCUACAAAGCUAAGUGAGUGUAGCAUUUCAACCUUACAACAAACCAGUGUCCCUUGUUAUCUCUGCAACGGUAGCUCUAUUCACUUUUUAGUCGUCAGAGGAGACUUUAACAUUCAUAUUGUGGGACAUGGACAUGGAAUGCCUCAAAUGCUGCCUUUGUAUUGUCUUUUUCUCUUUUCACUUUGUUGGUUGAUCCUAUUUUUGUUGUUGUAAUUGUGAAUAUUGCUGCUGUGGCGAUCUAAUUUCCCUCACAGGAUGAAUAAAAUAUCUAUCUAUC
This is a messenger RNA of Phyllopteryx taeniolatus (common seadragon), 3660 nucleotides long. RefSeq names its product gamma-aminobutyric acid type A receptor subunit rho2a (gene gabrr2a). The record is from RefSeq and is a predicted model, not a curated record. Bases 200 to 1642 code for a protein of 480 amino acids. Lineage: Eukaryota; Metazoa; Chordata; Actinopteri; Syngnathiformes; Syngnathidae. The transcript is spliced from 9 exons. Gene Ontology annotation, cellular component: GABA-A receptor complex; neuron projection; membrane. Gene Ontology annotation, molecular function: extracellular ligand-gated monoatomic ion channel activity; neurotransmitter receptor activity; GABA-A receptor activity. Gene Ontology annotation, biological process: signal transduction; chemical synaptic transmission; nervous system process.